AUGAGAGAUAGAACGAAGAAAAGAACACAUUACCCAUUAAACCAUAACCUUGAAUUAAUCUCAAUGGGUAAAAAAGUGAAGAGCGUGGCACUCCCUCCCACAGUGGGCGUGGCGUGUCGCCACUCACACGAAGGGCCUGCUUCGUGUGAGCUUCGUGAGCUUCACGAGCUUGAAAGUAAGCUUCGUGAGCUUGAAAGUAAGCUUCGUGAGCUUGAAAGUAAGCUUCGUGAGCUUGAAGGUAAGCUUCGUGAGCUUGAAGGUGAGCUUCGUGAGCUUGAAGGUAAGCUUCGUGAGCUUGAAGGUGAGCUUCGUGAGCUUGAAGGUAAGCUUCGUGAGCGUGAAGGUAAGCUUCGUGAGCUUGAAAGUAAGCUUCGUGAGCGUGAAGGUAAGCUUCGUGAGCUUGAAGGUAAGCUUCGUGAGUUUGAAGGUAAGCUUCGUGAGCGUGAAGGUAAGCUUCGUGAGCUUGAAAGUAAGCUUCGUGAGCGUGAAGGUAAGCUUCGUGAGCUUGAAAGUAAGCUUCGUGAACUUGAAAGUAAGCUUCUUGAGCUUGAAGGUAAGCUUCGUGAGCUUGAAAGUAAACUUCGUGAGCUUGAAAGUGAGCUUCGUGAGCUUGAAAGCAAGCUUCAUGAGCCUGAAAUGAGCUUCGUGAGCUUGAAAGUGAGCUUCGUGAGCUUCGCCCUCACACACGUGGGGUCCACGGUUCGAGUCUCUUAG
Molecule: messenger RNA, 714 nt
Organism: Procambarus clarkii (red swamp crayfish)
Lineage: Eukaryota; Metazoa; Arthropoda; Malacostraca; Decapoda; Cambaridae
Product: golgin subfamily A member 6-like protein 25
Source: RefSeq, a predicted model, not a curated record